AUGGCGUCUAGACCAGGUUUUCUCACGGACUGGCCAUGGACACCUCUUGGAAGCUUUAAGUACUUGUUGUUGGCCCCGCUGGUUUUUGACAGCAUCUACUCAUAUGCAACCAUACGAGAUCACGAAAAACUUUUGAUAGUGGCCGUGACGGUGUGGCGGAUUGUUCAUAGCCAAAUAUGGAUAAGUUUAUCCCGUUACCAAACUGCAAAAGGAACCAAGCGGAUCCUGAACAAGUCCAUAGAGUUUGACCAAGUUGACCGAGAACGAACCUGGGACGAUCAGAUCAUCUUCAACACUCUCAUUGUUUACUUAACCAAAGUGUACGUCUCAGGGACCAGUACCAUUCCCUUCUGGCGAACCGAUGGAGUGAUCUUAGUCGCUCUCCUCCAUGCUGGUCCGGUGGAGUUCAUCUACUACUGGUUUCAUCGAGCCCUUCACCCGGUGGUACAUCCGUUUGCAGAGCACAUCGGAUAUACGUUAAUCUUGGGGCUACCUCUAAUAACGACUUUUAUGUGUGGAACGGUCUCGUUCCUCUGCUACACUCCCUCGUUUCAUUCGCUCCACCAUACGCAAUUCAGGACGAACUACUCUCUAUUCAUGCCAAUGUACGACUACAUCUAUGGCACCACCGACGAGUGCAGUGACUCAUUAUACGAAACAUCGUUGGAGAAAGAAGAAGAGAAGCCUGACGCGAUUCAUCUUACUCAUCUAACAUCACUCGACUCUAUUUACCAUCUCCGGCUUGGCUUUGCUUCCCUCUCCUCUCACCCGCUCUCUUCCCGGUGUUACCUAUUUCUCAUGAAGCCCUUCGCUCUUAUCCUCUCCUUCAUUCUCAGGUCCUUCUCUUUUCAAACCUUUGUCGUCGAGAGAAACCGCUUCCGUGAUCUCACACUUCACUCCCACCUUCUUCCCAAGUUCUCCUCUCAUUACAUGUCGCACCAGCAGAAAGAAUGUAUCAACAAAAUGAUAGAGGCGGCUAUUCUUGAAGCGGAUAAGAAGGGUGUGAAAGUAAUGAGUUUGGGACUAUUGAACCAGGGUGAAGAAUUAAAUGGGUAUGGAGAAAUGUACGUAAGGAGGCAUCCAAAGCUAAAGAUAAGGAUAGUGGACGGAGGCAGUCUUGCAGCUGAGGUGGUGCUUCAUAGCAUUCCUGUUGGGACCAAAGAGGUUCUCUUUAGAGGCCAAAUCACAAAAGUUGCUCGUGCCAUUGUCUUUUCUCUUUGCCAAAAUGCCAUCAAGGUAAUGGUGUUGCGCAAGGAAGAGCAUUCCAUGCUCGCCGAAUUCUUGGACGAUAAGUGUAAGGAAAAUCUUGUGCUCACAACCAAUUACUAUCCAAUGAUUUGGUUGGUGGGAGAUGGGCUAAGCACAAAAGAGCAGAAGAUGGCAAAAGAUGGAACUCUAUUUCUUCCUUUCUCUCAAUUUCCUCCUAAAACACUACGAAAAGACUGCUUUUACCACACCACUCCGGCUAUGAUUAUCCCUCACUCUGCCCAAAACAUUGAUUCUUGUGAGAAUUGGCUGGGGAGGAGAGUGAUGAGCGCAUGGAGAGUUGGUGGGAUAGUACACGCGCUUGAAGGGUGGAAGGAACACGAGUGCGGUCUCGACGACAAUUCAAUCAUUAAUCCUCCUAGAGUUUGGGAAGCUGCUCUUCGAAAUGGUUUCCAACCUCUACUUCUGCCAUCUUUAGAGACCUAA
Messenger RNA from Solanum lycopersicum (tomato), 1692 nucleotides. NCBI's taxonomy places the organism in Eukaryota, Viridiplantae, Streptophyta, Magnoliopsida, Solanales, Solanaceae. The record is from RefSeq and is a predicted model, not a curated record.